UUCAGAUCGAAUCCGUGGAGCAACGCACGAAGGCUGUAGAGGUAUCUUCUUGUAGAAGAGGCUCGACCAUGACGGCGGAAAACAACGGAAGGAUGAACAGGAUUCCUACUAGCCCUCCUGGAUCCCCAGUUAAGGAACCCCAAAAGUAUCGAGAACGUGAGAAAUGGGGUAACAAGAUCGAAUUUGUUUUAUCUUGCGUGGGUUUCUGCAUCGGACUCGGAAACGUCUGGAGGUUCCCCUACCUAUGUUACAAAAAUGGGGGAGGUGCAUUCUUAAUUCCGUACCUCAUCUGCCUCAUUGCUGGUGGUGCUCCAGUUUUCAUACUUGAAAUCGCUCUUGGGCAAUUCACAAGCCAAGGAGGCAUUACAGUCUGGGAGAUAUGUCCAAUAUUCAAAGGCAUUGGAUAUGGAACAACAGUGAUUUGCUUCUUUCUGAAUGUAUAUUACAUAGUAGUGCUCAGCUGGGGAUUGCUGUAUUUGUAUUACAGUUUCACGCACACUUUACCUUGGGCUACAUGUGACAACGACUGGAACACUGAAUCCUGUCUUACUGUAAAAGAGUUGAAUGCUACACUGUCCAAUCUAACUUCUGGAGAAGUGGCAGAUAGUCCAAAAGUGGAUGCUGCUGUUGAGUUCUGGGAACGAAAGGUUCUGCAAAUCUCUUCUGGCAUUCAUGAUCCCGGAACUAUCCGGUGGGAAUUGGCCUUAACAUUAUUUUUAGCAUGGAUCAUUUGCUACUUCUGUAUAUGGAAGGGAGUGAAAUGGACAGGAAAAGUUGUGUACUUUACUGCAACAUUUCCUUAUGUUAUGCUCACUAUUCUCUUGAUUCGUGGUGUUACUCUUAAUGGUGCAAUGAAAGGAAUAAUAUUUUAUCUUAAGCCCGAUUUCACCAAACUUUUAGAUGGACAGGUAUGGAUUGAUGCAGGAACUCAAAUUUUCUUCUCUUAUGCCAUUUCAUUAGGCUGUAUGACAGCACUUGGUAGUUACAAUGAUUUUCAUAACAACUUUUACAGGCAAUGUAUAUUCAUAGCUUGUUUAAAUAGUGGAACAAGCUUGUAUGCUGGCUUUGCAAUUUUCUCUGUGCUUGGUUUCAUGGCCACUGAACUUGGUGUUGAUGUUGAAUAUGUUGCAGAAAGUGGUCCUGGCUUAGCCUUUAUAGCAUAUCCUAAAGCAGUUACACAGAUGCCAGUGGCUCCUUUAUGGGCAAUCUUGUUUUUCUUCAUGAUAUUAAUGUUGGGUUUGGAUAGUCAGUUUGUUGCAAUUGAAGGCUUUGUUACUGCAAUUGUAGAUAUGUUUCCAAAAUAUCUGAGGGUUGGGUACAGAAGAGAGUACUUCAUUGCUGCAACUUGUUUUGUGUCAUUCCUUAUCGGUCUAUCAAUGGUGACUAAUGGUGGUAUGUACGUGUUCCAAGUGUUUGACUAUUACUCGGCAAGUGGUAUGACUCUGCUGUGGUUCUGUGUCUUUGAGUGCGGAGCUGUUGCCUGGGUAUACGGUGUAAAUCGAUUCUAUGACAACAUUGAAGAAAUGCUGGGUUUCCGGAUUAACCCAUGGCUCAUGAUAUGCUGGAAAUUCCUAUCUCCUCUUGUUACUGGUGGCAUUUUCAUCUUCAGCUUGAUAACAUACAAGCCAGUAACAUACAACAAAGAUUAUGAAUACCCAGGCUGGGCUAUUUUCAUUGGUUGGUGCAUGGCCCUUUCAUCUAUGUUAUGUGUGCCAGUUUGUUUCUUGUAUCAGAUUUUUAUAACACCUGGCACAUUAAAACAGCGUUGGAAGAUUUUAACUACACCUCGUCUACCAAUGGCUCUACCAGUGCAUGCUACAGAUCCAGAUGAUUGUCCUAAAGAUGGCAAAAUGAAGACCAAUAAUCACUAUGAGCAGUCAAAGUUAUAGGUUUUUCAGGCCUAAGCUUUAAAAUUUUAGGUGACUGUCAGUUUCACGUUUCAGUUAGGGUGGUUAUACACAGACAGCUAGCUGUAACAAGAUAUAGAUAUAAGCACUUGUAGGCCACUGCAUGUCCUCACUUGAUUCAGUGGCUGUAAGAUGUUACAGAACUUUCCAUUAUACCAUUAAUUUUUAGCUAGCUGUUAUCCUUUUUUUCACAUGAACAAACACUUUACAUAUACAUAUUACCUAUUUUCUAAGAAUGUAGGAUUAUUUGAAGAUUGCAUUUAAUUUUUCAUUUUUAAUAGUAAGAAGAGUUAAAAACAUUUCAUUUGCUCUUGUAGAGUUUUUGGAGGUAAUACAUUAUUUAAUAUUGUAAAAUCCUCUGCAGUUCAUUUAAAAACAAUCAUAAAAAUUUUUAAGGCAUUAUGUAAAUUUUAUAACAUUUGGCAUUUAUAAAUCGUUGAACAGUCGUUGACAGUUACAAUUUUUAAUACCGGUGAUCUCUAGCCUUUAGGAAAGAGUCAAGUAUAAAAAUUUUAUCCCUGUAAAUUUAAAAUUUUAAAUUUAUGGAGUGUAAUAUUUCUUUCUGCAUAAUGAUGAACAGUUUUCUAGCAAAAAACAACUUAUUUUAUAAUUUUUAAAUUCCCCAAAUUAUAAAAUUUUAACUAUUUUAUGCGGUUUUCUAAUAAUGUACACUGUAUUAUAUUCAGAAAAUCAAUAAAAUGUUCCAGAAGUUGGUUGACAACUCACAAAGCAGUUUUUUUAACAAAACAUUACUAAUAUUUUAAACUUUUUAUUUAGGUAAAAGUACCUGUACUUUGUGGUGGAAGAAUGUACUUUAAGAAAGGUUAAGAGAUAUUUUAUCAUAUUUUAAAGUUUAGAAAUAGUAAACAUAUUCUACUAAAAUAAAAAACUGUGACUAGUCAUGGCUUUAUUCCAAAUGUUUAUGGAUUGUGUUGUCUUAAUUGUACAAACCAUUUUCUCAGAUCUGAAUUAGUAUCAGGUGCAAUGAAAUGUAUAUUUGCAAGUUUAUGUUGGGAAUAGUUAGGUAUAUGUUGAUUGAUGCAUUAUUUAUCAUACCAUAUUUUCACGUGUUUUCUUCUUAGUUUUUUUAUGGAUGUAUUUAUAAAUGUAUGAUAUAAAGUUCCCUGUCAGUCAUAUAUAAGAUAAGUAUCAUUAUGCAAACAGAAAAAAGCUGGGUAGUAUUAUUUAUACAGCUAUUUGAAUCUGAUUUAAAAGACUUGGAAAAUUGUUUUGUUUUAUGUGAAAUGUGAGAAAUUAUUUGAGGUAUUUUGUAAAUAUUUCAAAUAAAUUUCUGUUUCUUGUAAUAUGAAAAAUUUUGUUUUAAUUAAAUUUCUAAUUUUGUUGGG
Messenger RNA from Stegodyphus dumicola, 3253 nucleotides. RefSeq names its product sodium- and chloride-dependent taurine transporter-like. The record is from RefSeq and is a predicted model, not a curated record. Gene Ontology annotation, molecular function: gamma-aminobutyric acid:sodium:chloride symporter activity. Gene Ontology annotation, biological process: sodium ion transmembrane transport; amino acid transport; nitrogen compound transport. NCBI's taxonomy places the organism in Eukaryota, Metazoa, Arthropoda, Arachnida, Araneae, Eresidae. Gene Ontology annotation, cellular component: plasma membrane.